UAUUCAAUUGGUUGUGUGUUAAAUUAUGAUUUCGCAGCAGUUGUAAUACCGGGACAGCGUUGUGACAACAAAUCGAUUCAAUGCAGUAAUUAUUUUCAGGUGGCUCUCGUUUGUCCACUUUGGCGCGACUCGCGUGCAAAACAAACAUGACGGACUUGUGACGAUUGUUUCGUUUGUUUCGUCGUUUGUUUGCACACUUUGGCCGAGGGGGAGAACAAAAAAAAAAAAAAAAAAAACGAGGCCACGGAAGUAGCGCAUACCACCCGAUAAUGUGUGGCGAUGUCUUCAAGUCCAAUCAACAAACUGCAAAUUCUCUGGGAUCAUUUUAUACGCUCGGAAUCUCAAAGCUACGAGAAAUCCUGUUGGCUGGAUGUGUUUCUAGCCGAGCUGCUGGCUCUGGUUAACGAAGGCCACGACGUCAAGGAUGCCCUCUCCUUCUGCUCGGUCGGCGAAGGUGGCGUGGCCACGCUCGUCGGGUGCGAGCUACUAGCCGACGUGCACCGGCUGUGCCACCAAGCGGUAGCCACGCCAGCCCUCGACAGCCCCCACAGCAACACCGAGUCGGAGCUACAGGCGCUCCGCGUCUACUUGACCCGCGAGAGGGGCUGGCGCUGCUUGGCGAUCCUCCACCUGCUGGGGGUGCGCGAGCUCAGCUGCGCCAGGGAACUCGUCGCCCUACUGAUCGCCCUCUACCCCCUUCUCGCCUACCAGGAUCCCCACGGGGAGGAAGAGCCGCGGCCCAAUCCCUACCUCGGCCUCGACCGCGACGAUGCCGACCCCGACUCGCUUGGCCUCGCUACACCCAGGGACCGGCCCACCACCAGCAAAAGGAGGAAGAAGAAGAGGCUACCGCCCCGAAGCUUCGCACCAGGAAGGAGGGAGACGAGGAGGGCGGAGGAGGAGGAGGAUCACAGGGGCAAGGAUGGUUUCUUGGUGCGCCAGAGGCGCUGCCGGCAGAAUCGCAGGUCCGUGCUCGAGCGGCAGGUGCGGUCCGGCAGCGAGUCCGAGCAGUCGGAGAGCGACGAGGCCGCGGCGGGCCGGCUCCUGGCGCUCAAGCUCCGGCUGAACACCGUGGACUUUGAGCACAGCGAGGACGAGCCCACGGCCAUCGACUGGGAGCCACCGACGCCCCAACCGCUGGACCAGCACCUCGACCCGGGACCGUCGCGCGGCAGGUGGCUCAUGGCCCUGGACGAGCGGGGCCGGGCCGUCCUCGAGCGCACCGCCACCAGGUACGAGGUGAGCCUGGUGGUGCUGCGGCUGCUGUUGGGGCUGCCCGACGCAACCUCGGCCGUGCUCGUGAUCAAGUUCGCCCUGGACAGCCUUUGGUCCCUCCAAUUCACCCGGGACGGGCCAUUCUCGGGACUCGAGCGGGCCGGCUUGCGAGCGGCGGCGGCGCGCCUCGUCCUGACCAGCCUCGAGCGGGCCCUCCGCACCAACGGCCCCGACGAGCCCACCGGCCCACUGGUCCGCGAAGGCCUGCUACCCGUGACCAUCAAGCUCCUGGAGGACGCCUGCGCCAAACUUACAGCCCCCGGGGAGCUCUCCCCCGAGGAGGCGACGUUCCAGCAGGAGUUCAUCUUUGCCACCCUGCACAGUCUCCUGAGCUUCCUGCUGUGGCUGCCGCGCCGGAGCGCCAGCGUUGGGGGCGCUUCGGGCGACAUCGGCGAUGGUGGACAAGGGCUCCGUGGCUUCCUCGAGCUGCUGCGGCUGUUCAACGCCAGCCAGGGUGGCCGGCUGGCCGAGCGCGCGGUCCUUCUGGUGCUUCGGUUGCCGGGCGUUGACGCCGGCCGGUCGGUGAGCCGUGCCCGCAAGCUCGUCGAGAUGCUCGGGCUGCUCGUGGUGGCGCUCAAGCGGGCGCGACACGGGCUGGCCCAGGCGAGCCGGCACCGGCGUCUACGGUCGCGGAACACCCGUGGACACGGCUGCCCUCCAUCGGAGACCUGCGACCACCACCACGCGGACGAGCUAGGGGCUCCGUACCAUCACUACUGUCGCAGCACCGAGGCGGUCUCGGGCUACUGCUCGGUCUCGGCGCUGUUUGCCACUCUGGCGGCGCUGCUGCGCGAGAGCCCGGGCUUCGGGGCCGAGUUCCAGCUGCGCCUGGUCAAGGUGAUGAGCUCCUCGGGCGCCUGCUGCUGCUUUCCCCCCAAGGUGCUGCUGGCCAGCGCCGUGUCGUUCCUCAAGAGGGCCAACUCGCAGGCGUACCAGCCGACCGCGGCCCUCCUCGAGCGGGUCGUCUUCAAGGAGCUCGGUGGCUACCCGUACCCCGAGGACGAGCACGGCUGCGAGCUUUGUGCCGCCGUUCCGGCCGAUGCUCGCUCCUGGGACUUUGUGGAGCUGUACUCCGAGAUUCUCAGCCCGGACAAUGAGAAGUUGUGCCACGCGACCAUGAGGCAUCUGCUCCGGGUCACCGCCGACUCGGGCUCGCCCGUCAAACAGGAGCUGCUGUUUCGCGUCUACUACCCGACCUUCGUCAGGGUUAGAGCCGCGCUGGGCAGAGCCGAGGCCCCGACCCUCAAGUUUCUGGUCCAGUCGUGCCUGUCGGCCAUCACGGGCCUGAUCGUCAACGCCAGCACGUACCAGAGGUUCCUCGAGACGAACGGGCUGCAAGAGGUGCUGGGUCUACUGGCGGACCAGGCUUUUGUGAAAAACGUGUACGCGCUCCUGGAAAUAUCCGUGAUUAUGGAGAUAAAGAUCGCCAGCUUCGGCGAGGAGGUGAGACUGGAGGGCGAGAGUUCGCCGAGGCCCGCGACCAGGACGCUGUUUGAAUUUUUGGAGAGGGGCACCGACGCCCUGCUCAACGCCCUGCACGGCGACAGCGGUGGUGACGUUAAAGCGGGAGAAGACAAUCCGGAGAGGAGGGCCGUUUUCCACCAGGCGAGCGGAGUUUGGAGGGCAGUGGCCGGUGUCGUGCUCUGUAGUCCCAAGUUUCGUUCCGAGCUCAAGGAUCAUCCGAUCUUUGGCAACGCGUUGUCACUCACCGAGAAACUGGCAACGUCCAUUGCUGCUGGACGCUUCGAUGGAGGAAAUAAAUUUGCCACCAGGUUGUUCGAGGCAAUACUCACGUGCUGCCUCGUGGCUUCGAUUCCAAACGAAAACGACAUCAUCGAUUCGCUCGCGAGUGCACUCAUCAAUCCCACGGUGAAACUGAACCAGGGCGUAGGCUCCAUAGUGGAGAUCUUGCUUCAGAUUUCAAUGCUCCGACCCAGUCAAGAACAAAUAGUUCCUCAACAAAAUCGAACCAGAUUGUCGACCGUAACGAUGGACUUUUCCGCGGAUUGGGAGAAAGCCGAUGACAGCAGUCCCGGGGAGUACAUAACCGCCGAUGACGGCUACGAAGCUGACGUCGAAGUUCCGAUAAAGACUCAUCCCGACGUUACGCUGAAGCGCGUCAAUCACUUGGGCUCGGCGUCCGAGCUGAUCCGAGGGAACGCCAAUGCUCAUCCGACCCUUUGCUCUCUAGCCAUCGACCUUCUGAUCUACUUUGCCAAGCAAGGCUUGGGCAAAGAACGAGUCGAAGUCAUCGUGCACGCGCUGAGAAGGGUGUCGAUUAUUUGCAAAGAAAGCAUUUCCAGCUGCGCAGCUCUGGCUGGGACUGGAGCGAUAAUGAGACUACUCCAGGGUUUCCAGAGUGUCCUGGAAAAUCGAAAUCCCGAGUACGAAGAACUCCAGCACGCAGUCCUCGAGUUGUUCACCCUCUUGGCCAUGCGAUCGAUCUCUCCGGCGGAGCUGGUGUCGUACCUCGCCUGCUUCAAGGCUCCAGCGCCUCCGCUUUUGGCUCUGCUGCAGCCGCUCUACCGCCUAGUGCUCACUGCCAAGCCACAGCCGAACUUUAUACUGUCGUUUCCCACGACGCCCUUGGAGGAUUCGGUUACGAUAGACUGGGGCGAGAUCAAGAACCAGGAGAAGGCGGAGAGUCUCGUGAAUAACUUUCGGAGGAAGCACCUGGCCCAAGAGGUAUGCAGCCCGUGGUCGGUGCACGCGGUCUGCCUGCCCGUCAGCAGCGAGAUCUCUUGGUCCGUGUGGCUGCAGGGCUGCUCGGCUUCUCUAUGGCUGCGCGUCGAAAGGGGAGGCAUGAGUACCAGCAAUCGAGGCCUACAAGUCGUUUACGACUCGACUUUGAGCUCCGAAAGCGACAGCCUCUCCGACUGGGGUUUGCUGUCGGACAACUGGAGCCGCGAAGUUUUUGUUGGAUCUUCGACGCCGCCGAUGCCCACUUCCAUACUCCACAUGCUGUCCAUUGGCUUUGAAUCGCUAGUCCUUGAAUCGUGGCUCGACUUGAAAUCUGAUAAAUUGAUUUUGCGCCUCACGCGGCCGGACGAUAAGGCGAAUCGCACAAUUUCGGAGACUUCGAUAAAUGGGAUGUUGCCGUCGGGUCGUUGGCAUCACUUGGCCCUUAAUUUGGAAGAUACGAUUCUAAACAAGCACAGCGCGGUGGUCGAAGUUGCGAUUUGGGUGGACGGCUGGAAAGAAAUCCGAGCGCAGUUGCCCUUUGACGGACUACUGGUCAGGAAACCAGGAACAACGUGUGUCAUGGUGGGCCAAGUGGGCCAAAGUGCUGUCGGUGCUUGGUAUUUGGGAAACGUUAUGCUGUUUAGGUGUCCAGUAUUUGAUAACAAAAAGGCCUUGUAUCUUGCUAGUCUAGGGCCUAAUUACACGAAUCUUGCCGAAUGUAUUUUAAGUAGUAUUAAUCCAGACUUUGCCACGCUCAUUGCCUCGGGGGCAUUGAACGGAGUUCAGGAACUGAAAACUGAGUACGAAAAUCUCGACUCGAACAAAAAAAAGUCCUACGGAGGUGCGAAGUACGCUGUCGAGUUAUGUAUUUCCGACUCGAAAGUCGACUGGGACUCGCUGAUGGAUGCGACCAGUGUGCACCUGAGUGAUUUACAAGAUAGCUUGUUACUAAGUUUCGAGGCACAGAAGCCUCACAUCGUUCACUUGUACCCCCAAUCCGUUGCCAGUGCAAAUGGUACGUUGGUUAAAAAUUUAUUCCCGAGUCAACCCGGAUUCCGAGUGAUUUCUGUGCCAGAGAACAAAGUAUCGCAGCAACCUCCGCUUUCUCUGCCAUCAAUCGCGGUUGGCAAAUUGCAGUGUCAAAGCUACAAGGGAUUGGUGUCGUCGGCUAGCUUGAUUGGCGGGAUUCCUGUUUUCCUGUACUUAUUCGCCAGAGUUGUCGAGCUUGACUCCAAGGAGGAAGAACAGGCGAUGGCACUCUCGGUGGCGUUGCACCUGGCGCGCAGCGAUUCCGAAAUGUUGACCCAGUACAGCUCGGAGGGUGGGGCGUUCGUUCUCCUUAAAGUCCUGGAGUCACGGCAGUGCUUCUCCGGCAAGCACAUGCUCAAGUCGGUGCUCGAUGCCACCUGCGAUUUCCCGAUCCUCGUUAAGGACGCCGAAGGCGACAGCCACCUGAUUUCUCAGAACAGCGAGGCGGUCAUCAUCGACCCCGAACUGAUGAAAUGUGCGCUCGAGGCGUGGAGGACUUGGGCGAUGCACAACACCCUGAAUCUCCUGAUCGAAGCGAUGCUGUUCCUUUUGAAGGACCAACACCCGCACAGAGAGUUUAAUGCGUCUCAGCUGAAACGCGCUCGGAUAGUCGAAUCGAUACUCGUUAUGUGUAAGGAACAUUUUUUGUACGAAGAUGUCGAUGUCUCGUUGGACGCCAGCACAGGCAGUGCAAUCGUAGAAUUAUUACGAGCACUGAUGGGUGCCCCGCCCGAAUUUUCUCAUCUAGUCUUGAUUACGGAUUACCUGAUACUCGUCCACAAAGCCACGGAAACGUACGUAACUCACUCGAGGCACAACAUGUACUUUCUACUGCAACCGUUGGAAGAAACGCGAUCGUCUCUGACGAAGAGCCUCCAGGAUUCCAUGUCGAGCGAAACGAUCAAUACCCUGGAGAACAGCAAAUUGAACAAAGCCCUGGCCAAUGAACAGAUCCAGAAGGGAAGCGCGUCGAGGGUACCGAAGGACGAGGAGUUUGCGGGGGAAAACGACGCGUCGUCCCAGGGUCAAGACACUAGUGCCGGCGAGGACUCGGGCAUCGCAGCGAGCGAAGGCUCGAACCAGCAGGCGAACGAAAAACAGCCGAGCCAGGCCGACAAGAAGAGAGCCUGCCAGGGUCUGGUGUGCGAAGGGCUUCUCUUGCUCCUGAGGGACGCCCUGCGGGUCUUGCCGGACUCUCAGAUCGGAUCGGCACUGAAGCAGGUGUUUCGCGUCGAGCUGCUGCUCGUUCUGUCCAACAAUCCCGACGCCAGGGUUCGCACGGCCCUCGUCAAGGUCAUACAGGUUUACCUGCAGCGAGCCAGCGACGAGCUGGUCAACAAGUUCAUCAAGCAAAAGUACUUUGUCCACUUGGCCCAUCAGAUUUCGCUGUACCCGGGUAGCGAGCCACUAGUCGUCACGCUCGAAAACUUGGCCCUCAAGAUACCGGGUCUUGCUGCGAUGCCGCCGGUCUUGGCGAUGAUUCCAAGGGCAGCGGCUACCGACGUCAACGUCGCCAAGCCCCUCGUCUCGUUCGUCACGGAACUCAUCACCAAGACGUCCAACGCAUUAAAAGUACUACUGGAGCAAGGCCUGAUGGAAUCUAUUGGCAGAAGCAUAACGAACGGGGCUCACGUUUCCGGCUCUUCCUCGCUCUACAGGGACUUGCACGUCCUAUUGGUGACGAUCGCGACGAAACUCCUUGACGCCCCGGGCAACUAUCACAUGCACACCGUGGCUGAGCUCCACGUCGUACUCAACUAUGCCGAGUUCAAGGAGAGGGCGCAGUGCGGAGCCAACAAGAGCUGCGUCUCGGCGGUGAGGGACGCCCAAGUCGCUCUCUUUGACGGCGAACUCGACAUCCUGACCUCAAAGGUCUCCAGCCACUCGGGUUUCCGGUUGAAGAGCACCGCCUCGUACAUUGCAUCGAUCUCUUACACGACAGCCCUGACGACGUCCAGCGAGCACAGCGACCACGGCUCGCGUUCUUUGAGCUACUCGAACCUGCCGAUUGGCUUGAACAGCUUGAGCCGAGAGCCCGGCAAGGGUGAACUGAACGACCGUUUCCGGAUGACCCUGAACCGGGUCGUGGAUUUCCUGACGACGGCCGACGACUCGCCAUCGGUCAGCGAGCUCCAGCUGAGCAAGAGGCUGUUUGCGAUCCUCCUGCACGGCAUCUCGUCGCCACUCAACAAGAAGAGCUACUGGGUGAACGCCUGGUCGGCCAAGUCCGCGCUCCGCAAAAACACCGCGAGAAUCAUGGUCUGGCUGAUGGGGCCCCACCAGAGCAACGGCACGAGGGUCUACGCGGUGCGCACCCUCAUGGAGGAGCCAAAGACCAAGGAGAUCCUGACCACCCUGCUGGAGGUCCAUCCCCAGAUCGAGCAGAAGUUCAGCGUAUUCUUCUGGGACUUGCUGCAGAAGCGGGACGAGAUGUCGUGCGCCGAUGCACGGAUGUGCUUGGAUCUCGAGGAGGCGCUCCAAGUGUGGGAGUUGGCCAAGAAAGUCGAGCAGAACAGCUCGGAAACCUGGACGGAGGAGCUGGCCCUGCUGAGGCGCGAACUCACGAAGGAGAGAAACGCCUGGAUUGAGAACCAACUGGCCGCCAUUCAGAGAAUGUCCAAUAAAUUCGAGCCUCUGGCGAAGCAACUGACGGAGAGCGCAAUGUCUUUGACUCGAACGGUGGUGGAGGAGCAAAACAGGGAGCGCAAGUUGCUGAUGGAAAAAUUCAAGUACACGCGGAGUCUGGAGGCCCGAGUGAUGGCCCAGUGGCGGGAUAUCAUCAAGAGGCUGACUCACGAGCGAGCCCCCUGGUACUUCCCGGAGAGGUAUCCGACGAGCUGGGAGCUCGAUCCAACCGAGGGUCCCGCGAGAGUCCGAAUGAAGCUGCAGAGGUGCCACCUGAACCUACCGUCAAAGUUCUUUUUACCCGAGCACAAGUACAAAUCAGAAGCGAGCGCGGUAGAGCCUCCGAUGUCCUUUUUAUUUAACAGCGGCAAGCCAGAGGCUAGCGUGAGCAUGCUGAUCGAGAGAUUGCACACGAGCGAGAAAAUUCAAAAAAUGUCACCGGCUAAGGUGGUCACGCCUCAAGCUGACUUGUCCGGCGAAGCAUUGAUCGGGGAAACUUGCUUCUACUUUGUGCCCGAUACUCCCAGCGCUUCUCUCCAUACCGAUAUUGCUCUGGGUGGUUUGGACCUAGCAAUGGCGGGUGGGACGGUUUGGCGUUUGGAGGACAUACGAGAGCUACAUCGUCGUAGAUACCAACUUCAGGAUAGGGCAAUCGAAAUAUUCCUAAUAACGGGACGAACUUACUUGAUGGCUUUUGAUUCUCCUAAGGAAAGAGAAGAAUUCGUGCUGGAGCUUUCCAAGUGCAAUUUACCGAGACGCGUUCCAGGCGACGAUUUGGGAGAAGCUUUGAAUUUAUGGCGCAAUGGGACCUUGACCAAUUGGGAAUACAUUACGUGUUUGAAUAAAUUGGCUGGACGGUCUUACAACGAUUUAAUGCAGUACCCGGUCUUUCCAUUCGUCCUUGCCGAUUAUACGAGCGAAAAAAUAAAUUUGGAAAAUCCGAGUAUUUAUAGGAAUUUUAAGAAACCCAUGGCAGUGCAAGACAAGAAAAAUGAACAGCAUUACAUCAAUAAUUAUAACUACCUCAAGCAAUCGAUAAACGAGGGCGUAAAUUUAAUCGCUUUGAACAAAGAGCCUUUCCACUAUGGUUCUCACUACAGUAAUUCGGGAACAGUUUUACAUUUCUUAGUACGACUUCCGCCCUUUACCAGCAUGUUUCUCAAUUAUCAAGACGACAGCUUUGACAUUCCCGAUAGAACGUUCCACGCUAUAGCUACGACUUGGCGUCUAACAAGUUGCGAUUCAACUACGGAUGUAAAAGAACUCAUACCUGAAUUCUUUUACUUGCCAGAGUUUCUUUUGAAUUAUGAAGGUUUCGACUUUGGAGUCAGGCAAAAUGGUUGUCCAGUUGGAGACGUGGAAUUACCAAAGUGGUCAGGUGGCGACGCGAGACUUUUCGUUUUGGCGCAUAGAGCGGCCCUCGAAUCCGACGUAGUUCGAGAAGUUCUGCCUUAUUGGAUAGAUUUAGUAUUUGGAUUUAGACAGACAGGCAAGCCGGCAGUCGAAGCUAUAAACGUUUUCCAUCCAGCAACCUACUAUGGAUUUGACGCCGAACAAAUACAAGAUCCUCUUGAGAGACAAGCUUUCGAGACGAUGGUUAAAACGUAUGGUCAGACACCUGCACAGCUAUUCAAAACUCAGCACCAAUUGCCUGCACAGAAUCUCGCUCUUACGGCUGACUCUGAUGUAUUUCAUGUAAUGGAAAGUGUUGAAGGUAUAAAGUGGGGUAAUUAUGUUGGGGCUCCAAGUAACGAGCCAAACAUUUGCUGGAAGCAUAAAUACAGAAUUCCACUCGCUUCACUUGUGCCUUUAGCGACGGGAGAGGUCUUUGGUUUGCCGGCAUGCACCACCUUAAUUCUUGCCUAUUCCAAAGGUAACAACAGUAUGUUGAGUAGUAUAUCAGUUCAAGGCGCGGGAUUGAUAUCUUGGAACAGUAGUGACGGAAUUGCCAGGAUGAAGACCAAGAAAGAACAACCACCCAAGCCGCUGAUAAGAUCUUUGGGCUUAGAUUCUAUUUCCAUCAUGAAAUCUUCGCCAGACUGUGAGCAACUGUGGAUUGGAUAUGUCUCUGGUCGUAUAGUAGUCUACACGUGUACAGUCACUACCACGGGAAAAAUUGAGUUUAGUUCGGCUUCGCCGUCAGUUUUGCUAGCUCAUAGAAAUCGAGUAACGUUUAUCGAACUAUCCCAAGCAUUUAGAAUUGCCGUAUCGGGAGAUACUCAGGGCAUUUUGGUCAUAUGGGAUCUCAACAGUUUGACGUACGUUAGAUCAAUCAUUCGCGAAGAUCGCCAUCCCAUCACUUCAGUUUCGAUAAGUGAAACCUUGGGUGAUAUUGCCAUUGUGUAUCAAAUAUCCAACCAAAUUAAUGAUGGUGAUCAUAGGAUAGACAACCAAUCCGAAUUGAGAGUUUUUACUGUAAACGCAAGAGUUGUUGGUUCAGUCGUUUCGAAAAGAAGAAUAACCGCUCUCUGCUAUAGUAAUGCCGUUGAAGGUAUUUCAGUUAACGUCAUUGCAACUGGCUUGGACAAUGGAAUUAUCAGGCUUUGGAGCAGCUGGGACCUAAGAUUGGUUCGCGAAAUCAGCAGCGGCAAGGGAUGUGGAAGAAUCAUAGGGAUGACUUGGUCCUGUGAUCAACACCAUUUUUAUGCUUCAACAUCGGACUGUACGGUUAUUAUAUGGGAUGGUGACAAAAAAUUGCAUAAUGGUACACCGAAAUUUUUCAAUCUAGCAGCUAUUUAAAAAACUACGUCAUAAUGUU
Molecule: messenger RNA, 10369 nt
Organism: Copidosoma floridanum
Lineage: Eukaryota; Metazoa; Arthropoda; Insecta; Hymenoptera; Encyrtidae
Gene: mv
Product: lysosomal-trafficking regulator mauve
Molecular function (GO): protein binding
Source: RefSeq, a predicted model, not a curated record